Messenger RNA from Plasmodium fragile, 1710 nucleotides. RefSeq lists its product as uncharacterized. The transcript is spliced from 2 exons. The coding region runs from base 1 to 1710 and encodes 569 amino acids. Lineage: Eukaryota; Apicomplexa; Aconoidasida; Haemosporida; Plasmodiidae. The record is from RefSeq and is a predicted model, not a curated record.
AUGCAAUCUGGCAAAGCCAUUAUCUCCAUCUGGCUUCUUCCCUUCCUCCUUUGGGCCCGAGAAUAUACCAAAAAUGGUGCCCUUAACUGCAAUGAAGACAACGACGGCGCGCAGACACAAGUCAGCCUAAGGUCUGGUAGAAUGCUGUACGAACGUGGCGGCCUCCAGAACGAUACCGACGUCAGUAUAACUUCCCUAGCGCGUGUUGACAACUUCUAUAGCAGAAGCAGAUCUGGAAGCGUUUUUAACAGAAGAGUCGCACGACCCACUCACAGCAUAUAUAGUGGAAGCAAAGGGAAAACCUGUGGUAACAUUGGCAACGUCCAUUACAAAAGCAGUAUUAAAGAAUCCUUCGAUAAUGACUUCGAAAGCUGUAUAGGUACUACCAGCACAAAUGCUCCCAAAAGUGUAGCACGCUCCAUAAGUACCUUUCACGUGGACACAAGUAGGAAAGGAAGCCAUGAGGACGUAGCCUCGAAUAAACAAUCUACCAUAGAUGAAUCCAUCCUAUUCGAUAUUCCUGAUAAUAGCAGCGUCAGCAGCCAUAACUCAGGUUCUACGACAUGGAGUACGACGACAGGUGCGAAUACAGGCUCCGGCAGCACUACCAUGGACAGUUUUCACAAAAGGCAAAGAAGCAAAUACUACGACAGUUCAUAUGAAGAUUUACAAACCGUAGAAGAAAGAGAGAAAAUGAAGCGAGCCAAGGAAAUGGCACAGAGGAAAAAAAUUCUGGAUGAAUCUACUUACGAUCUGGAAAAUGUCAGAAACAGCUUCAAAGGACACUCGAACAAAUAUUACAUACAAAACAAAGAUAAAUACAUUUACGAAUUUAAGAGUGAAGAAUCCCUAAAUGAAAGAUUAAAAGAACUGAACGCUGUAAAACAGGAAUCACUUCAAGACGUCAAGAAAGGUUCUAAGAAAAGUAAAAAAUCUAAACGCAGAGCAGAAUGCGAAGGCGAAUUCUCCUCAUACCUGUCUAAUGACAAAAUCGAUCAAGCAGAUGACUCUAUUUUGGACGUUAACCACAAUAAUAAACUCCUAAGAAAAUUAACAGAAUUUAAUGCAGAAGAUAGAGAACAAAUGAGAAAAGCAUUGAAUAACAUAAAAAAAAAUAAUAGAAAAAAUGCAAAAUUGGAAGAUUUAGAGCAUGAACUAAGGUCUCAAUUAGAGGGUCUCACGAAAUAUGUAAACGUGGAUGAUGAUGCACGCAGCUCCAUUAGUGGCAGCACUGAUGAUUCUAUGCCUGAGAGUGACAAUGUCUCAUCUAUAUAUGUUGGGAAACGAAGAAUGGAGGAUCGAUCCAACGAACGAACCGGGAAUAACAUCACAGAACUCAGAUCUUACAUCGACCAAGUCAUGGACGCGAAUAAUGCUGAAAUCGCCCACUUGUUGAUUAACAAAAUUGAGGAGUACGAAAAGGAGGUCUCCAAACUGAAAGAGAACAACAGGAAGGAAGUGAACUUCAUAAACAUGAAACAUAAUCUCAAAUUGAGGAAGAUCCUUCUCUCCGUUCCUCUCAUUGCGCUCGUCACGAGUGCCAUCCUAUGUUUCUUUCUCACACAGUACUGGGCACUAGCAUUCAUUACUGUUUUCUGCAUUAGUUUGUACAGUUUCGUCAUAGGAACCCUGUUCUCUUAUAUAAUUCUGGGAAAAGUCAUGUUUAAUUCGCCCUCCAAAGUGAUUGAUUUUAUGCUAGGACAAAACUAA